Pezoporus occidentalis (night parrot) is the source of this 3007-nucleotide messenger RNA. It is a transcript of the gene GOLM2, whose product is annotated as golgi membrane protein 2. The record is from RefSeq and is a predicted model, not a curated record. The transcript is spliced from 10 exons. Lineage: Eukaryota; Metazoa; Chordata; Aves; Psittaciformes; Psittacidae. The coding region runs from base 149 to 1462 and encodes 437 amino acids.
CCCGCCGGGGAUGCCCCCGGUCUGCCGGGGCAGCGCCUCUGCCCGGCGUUGGGCUCCCUGAGCAGCCCCCAGCCUGACCCUGCUGCUCCCCUGUGAGGCUCGGGCGGAGGCGGGGAGCGGGUGAAGGCCCCGGCGGGCGCUCUCCCCCAUGGUGGGCUUCGGGGCGAACCGGAGGGGCGGCCGGCUGCCCUCGCUCGUGUUCGUGGCGCUGGUGGUGGUGAUCGCCAUCCUCGCCUUCAACUGCUGGAACGCCUCGUCCCGCCAGGCGCUGCUGCAGGAGGAGCUGGCCGAGCUGCAGAGCCAGGCCAAGCGCACCGAGGUGGCCCGGGGCCGCCUGGAGAAGAGAAACUCGGACCUCAUGGGCAAGGUGGACUCCCACAAGAAGCAACUGGAGCAGAAGGAGGCCGACUACAGCCACCUGAGCAGCCAGCUGCAGGCCAGGGACGGCCAGGUGAAGAAGUGCGAGGACAGCAAGAUUAAGCUGCAGAACAACAUAUCCUAUCAGAUGGCAGACAUACAUCGUUUGAAGGAACAACUGGCAGAGCUGCGUCAGGAAUUCAUUCGCCAGGAGGAUCAGCUGCACGAGUACAAGAAGAACAACACGUACCUUGCAAGGAGGCUGGAGUAUGACAGUCUGCAGUGUGGGCAGCAGAUCAAGGAAAUGAGACUGCAGCAUGAAGAAAACAUCAAGAAAUUAAUGGACCAAGUUAUGCGGGAACAGAAGGACACACAAAAAAUUCAGUCCAGUAAAGACACUGAAGUAAGUCCCAAUAAUGAUGACCAGCCGAUACCUAAGACUGUUCCAGAGACAGAGGAUAAAAACACAGUAAAGAAUGAGCAGCCUUCAGAUCACGUUGUAAAUGGCAAAGAGAAAAUCAAACCAGGAGGAGAUGCAGGAAUGCCUGAAAUAGAGGAUAAUGACCCUGCUAAAGCUGAAGACACUCCCACUGCUUUAAAGAAGCCACUCAUUUCAGCUCCUAAAAGUGAAGCUCAUCAACCUGUGUUAAAUCUUCCAACUGAGCAGCCUCAUGCUCCAAAUCUGGCACCAGGUGUGCGCAGUGAUGCUGAUGGAAACGCAGACAUUGUCAAGCAGAUCCCUCCCAAUUCUCUCCAGCACUUGAAUUUUGAAGAAACCAUGGAAGGCCAGAAGGAACACAAAAUUGAGACAGACCAUAUCAAAAUCCCAAAGAGCAGAGUCAGUGACUUGCAGAAGAUGAAGCAAAGCCGAUUCUUUGAUGAGAAUGAGUCCCCUGUUGAUCCGCAGCAGGGUUCUAAACUGGCAGAUUAUAAUGGGGAUGAUGGUAACGUGGGUGAGUAUGAGGCAGACAAACAGGCUGAGCUGGCUUACAAUGAGGAAGAGGAUGGUGAUGGUGGAGAAGAAGACGUCCAAGAUGAUGAAGAACGGGACCUACAGAACGACCUCGACUAUGGCAAGCCCCGCUUCAGUGACGGCGUCCUGUGAGCUGUGAACAGGGACAGGACAAGGCUGCACCCGUGGGACCCGACGUGCUGCAGAACUGAACCAUUCCUGCUUUGGGUUCCUUACCUUAAAGGGAGCUGGUAACAAAAAGCAUCACAUACUCAGCAGUCAGCGAGUACCAGGAGGCCAUUGUGUACAUAUGUGCAUAGUUGUACUAUUGCAGAUUGUAUUAAAACUACAUUUUUGUUGUUACAUUGAGCCAAUUACUUAGACUGUUCCUUCUCUGUAAUAAUCUUGACGCUUCCAACUGGCGUUAUAAAUACGGGCUGACUUGUUUCUGCCAUUUAGAGAACUUUGUAAACUGGAGAACUUGUACAGUUUGUAUCUCAUGUAACAAAUCCACUGUGGAAACACUGUACAGCCAAAGGACUCCUUUUCUACAGUACCUGUCUGAGGGCCAGCACUCCCACCUUCCUCAUGCGUGCCGUGUUGUGUUCCGCAGGUGAGCUCUCAGUUGGGAAUGAGAACAGGAUGUUUCGAGAACUGCUCCCUCCUCCAUGUAUCCGAGGGAAGUGCCGCUCCCUGGCAGCACGAACCACCUCGGUUCUGAUCACAGCGACCAAAUCUCAUAGCUAGAGCUGGAAAGCAGCAGUUAUUAGAAUUCCAGUGCUUUGAAACAGCCUGAAAUAGUUGUGUAAUAGCUUGGUUUAAAAGGUGAUAGAAAUAAAGCAGCAGGGCUUGUAGGAGACCUGGGUGGAUGUGCUAAAGAGAGCACUUGUGGUAGGGAGAGGCGGGCAGGUCUGUGCGGCUCUGCAGGGACGUUGUGUGUGCUCCUGCUGUCCAGCAGCAUCCAUCCUGUUGUCACACGAGUUAAUUUGCAGUUUAAUGCUUUGAUGCAGGUCUCUGUUUGCCACGUUCCACGUUUUGAUUUGCUGUAGCAGAAGGUUUGCAAGUUCAAUACGUUUUGUAUUCUGUGUUCCAGCACUUUCUGAAUUUCCUGGGAAUGAUUCUGUUGAUCUGCACCUGUGGAAAUUAAGGUUCUGAACCCAACCUGCUUCUCCAAAAGGGCUACUGUGAACAGGGGGCCCGGGACCCGGGCGGGUGGACGGUCUGUCUGUACUCAGGUUCUGAUCUGGAGCCACAGCUGAGGUUUGCUCAGUGCCCGUCAGUGAACCUCCAACAAGCCACAGGUUGUACAAUUCUUUAUUAGGCUGCAGGGAUCUCUGACCCUGGCUUCACAUAGAGAAGAAAUAAAACCUUUCAGCCUCUGGCACGGCAUCUCAAGGGGGUUUUGUUUGAGGCUCGAGUUCUUCAUUCCACACUUCUGGGAGGCAGAUGGGGAAGAGCCCUCUGCAUGGUGCAAAAACCAGACACUGAACCUGCUCAGCAUUAGCUCCCCUACUAAAACCCCACGAGAAGCAGGAACUUGUGCCAGGGCUCCAGGAACUGCAGCCUUCUGCAAAUGCUCUAUUUAAGCUCUAUGAUUUAUUUUUUGUCUUACAAUGUAAUUUCACCCUGAAUUAGGUGUUAACUUGAAUUCUUCUAAUGAAAGCAACAGUUAUGGGUUCUAAUAAAUUGUUUAAGGUA